AUGAAUUUUUCUUCGUUACCUCCGGGAAGUGUGACUGCUUCUCCAGCUCCUCCGGUCAUCGUCGACGAUUUCCAAAUGUCAUGUCGAUUCUCAAAUUAUGGAGAUCAUCCACCAGAAGCAUUCGAUUCAUUGACAUGUGGAACAUGCUUUUUUUAUAUUUUUAUGCUAUUGGACCACUACAAAAACAGAUAUGUGACAGAUCUAUGUGAAGAUAACUCUGGAAUUCUGAUAUGUCCCAUUGAUAUGAACAUGGAUUUUUGCACUUGUGACAAUCGAUCACUCGUCUACAAUCUUCCAGAAUUCGCAUUGAACUCAUCCCGAAUAACUCCACUGAACCGUCUUGAUCUCGACCCUCCACUUCCAUUCCAAUUCGAAUUAAUUGUCAAGGACUGUUGCUCGGCUGCUCGUUAUUGUUGUAGAAAUACUCUUGUCAAGUACCAUCAUCGACACGAUGAUUCCCCGUGUCCUGCCACGUGGGAUGGAUGGAAUUGUUUCGAUUCUUCGGAUGAGGGACUAGUUGUGAAGCAGUGUCCAAAUUAUAUUUAUGGAGGGACUAAUGUCAAAACGGAUUAUGAUCGGCAUUCGAAAAAACUGUGCCAAAGUAGGGGAUGGGAUCUGCCAGAGAAGACGGGAGGGAUGAAAGAAUACACGGAUUAUGCUGGAUGCAUGCAGAAUGAUGAUGCGGAAGCCCGAUUACUCGCUGGAAUGCUCACUUACUCAGCCAGUGUCAUAUUCCUUGUUCCAGCAGUUUUUCUUCUAAAUUGGCUCAGGCCAAUUCGUUACCAGCCAAUGUUCAUUCUCCAUCGUCAUCUUCUCAUCUCUUGUCUCCUCUACGGUGUAUUCUAUCUCUCCACAGCAACACUUUUCGUCGUUAGCUUCGCUCCACUCUCUUCUCAAGUCUACCAGAAUCAUAUAUUCUGUCGCCUUCUCUUCUCAAUUCAAUUACGGUAUCUUCGAUUGACAAACUUCUCGUGGAUGCUUGCAGAAGCUGUUUAUCUAUUUAGAUUGUUGCAUACAGCACAACAUUCGGAAGGAGAAACAAUGAGAAGCUAUAAGAUCAUUUGUUGGGGUCUCCCCGGUGCAAUUACAUUCGUCUAUUUCGUAGUCCGUGGACUCAACGAUGACGUCGGAAUGUGUUGGAUCGAGAACUCAACAGUCGCCUGGGUCGAAUGGAUGAUAUUUGCACCAUCACUUCUAGCCAUGGGAGUAAACCUGCUUCUUCUCGGUCUCGUCGUCAUAAUUCUCGUCAAAAAACUGCGCUGCAAUCCGCAUUUGGAGAGAAUUCAAUACAGAAAAGCAGUCCGCGGAGCAUUCAUGUUGAUUCCAGUGUUCGGAGUGCAGCAGUUAUUGACAAUCUAUCGUUUUAGUAAUACGUAUUAUCAAGUCACAGAUCAAUCCCUGAAUGGGUUACAGGGUUUCUUCGUGUCAUUUAUCGUGUGUUAUACGAAUCGAUCAGUGAUUGAAUGUCUCCAAAAAUGGUGGAAUUCACAUCAAGAGAAGAGUGCUCUCGGAGCAGAAUGUCGACAGAGAAUGAGUAUUCAGGAGAGUGGAAAAUUGAUUCUGAAGUCACCGCCACUGACGGAACACGUCCAACUCUAA
Caenorhabditis remanei is the source of this 1599-nucleotide messenger RNA. RefSeq lists its product as uncharacterized. Gene Ontology annotation, molecular function: G protein-coupled peptide receptor activity. The coding region runs from base 1 to 1599 and encodes 532 amino acids. The record is from RefSeq and is a predicted model, not a curated record. NCBI's taxonomy places the organism in Eukaryota, Metazoa, Nematoda, Chromadorea, Rhabditida, Rhabditidae. Gene Ontology annotation, cellular component: plasma membrane. The transcript is spliced from 12 exons. Gene Ontology annotation, biological process: cell surface receptor signaling pathway; adenylate cyclase-modulating G protein-coupled receptor signaling pathway.